AUUGUUUUUUGUCUAUCGAGAAGCUUUCUUCAAUCCUUAAUAACAUAUUCUAUAGCCUAGUUAAUUCUUUUUUAUACAUUUAAAAAUAAGCUGACAGCAAAAUGAGUGGAGGAGUCUACGGUGGAGAUGAGGUUGGUGCAGUGGUGUUUGACAUUGGAUCAUAUUCAUUUAGAGCAGGCUUUGCUGGCGAGGACACACCUAAGGCUGAGAUACCAACACAUGUUGGUGUCCUGGAUGAUAUUGAAGCUUCUGUGGACAUGGAGAAUGGAGGAGACAACAACAUCACCCCAAAGAGAUACCUCAUUGACACUGUGUACAUGAAACAUCCAGUUAAAGAUAUGGAGCUCUCAACCUUUCUUAGGGAUGGAAUGAUUGAGAACUGGGACGUGUUUGAAAAAAUGAUGGACUAUGUGUACAGCCGCAGUAUCAAGUCAGAUUCCAACCUCCAUCCAGUUUUAAUGUCAGAAGCUGCAUGGAUCACAAAAGCAAAAAGAGAGCAGUUGACAGAGAUCAUGUUUGAGAAGUACAAUGUGCCUGCAUUUUUCUUGUGUAAAAACCCAGUCCUUUCAGCAUUUGCUAAUGGUAGAUCAACAGCUUUGAUAGUGGACAGUGGUGCUACACAGACUUCUGCUGUUCCAGUGUAUGAUGGUUAUGUAAUCAGCCAGUAUAUUGUGAAAUCUCCACUAGCUGGGGAUUUUGUCACAGCUGAAUGCAAGAAACUAAUGGAGGAAAUGGGCAUAGAAAUUGUCCCCCCUUACAUGAUAAAUAGCAAGGAGAUUGUAGCAGAUGCUCAGCCAGCAAAAUGGAAGAAAAAAGAAAACUUGAAUGUAACAAAAUCAUUUCACAACUACAUGGUUAAGGAUGUCUUGCAAGAUUUUGCUGCUACUAUUGUCCAGGUUUCUGAUGCACCUUACGAUCAAAGCCAAGCAGACUCUAUGCCUACUGUGCAUUAUGAAUUUCCACAUGGCUACAACCAAGAUUUUGGCAGUGAGAGAUUUAAAGUCUGUGAAGGUCUCUUUGAUCCUUCAUUUAUUAAGGAAUCAGGUGGCAACUCCAUGCUAGGUGUUGGUCAUGUUGUGACAUCUAGUGUUGGUAUGUGUGAUAUUGAUAUCAGACCAAGUUUGUAUGGCAGCAUUAUUUGUGUUGGAGGGAACACACUGUUGCAAGGUUUUACAGAUAGACUUAACAGAGACCUAAGUACCAAAACUCCACCUAGCAUGAGGUUAAAGGUAAUAGCUGCAUCAAGCUCAUCGGAAAGACGUUUUAGUAGUUGGAUAGGUGGCUCAAUUUUGGCCUCUUUGGGUGCUUUUCAGCAAAUGUGGGUUUCAAAACAAGAAUAUGAAGAGGGUGGUAAACAGAUAGUGGAAAGAAAAUGCCCAUAAUUCCUUAUGUUCUCAUCAAAUGUACUUCUUGUCACUAAUCUUUU
Molecule: messenger RNA, 1426 nt
Organism: Physella acuta
Lineage: Eukaryota; Metazoa; Mollusca; Gastropoda; Physidae
Product: actin-like protein 6B
Source: RefSeq, a predicted model, not a curated record